GCUCCGUUUUGCUUUAAAAAAAAGGAGAAAAACAGGAGGAGAGAAAAAAGGCGCCCCUUUAACCGAUCUGGGAAGAGAAACAGCAGAGAAAAUAAGCUAAAGAGUGAAGCAAAUAAGAACCGAAUCGGACCUGACAGGAAUUACUCAGCUCCCUUGGGCAUCGUAAGGAAAAAAAGGGAUUUGUUUGGCUACAUGUUUGGUAGUCUGCUUUUCGGCAUAGAAGAGUGGGUUUAUCUUUUGAAGGAUAUUUUGGGUUUCAAGUUGGUGAUUUUGGGAUGAAUAACAACAGUAACAUUCCCAAGACUUUUGGGGCUCCAUCCCAGUUUGGGAAUUCCGGGACGGUGGCUAAACCGCAAUCAAUUCCCAUAAACAAUCAGCCUCAUCCAGUGCAAGGUGGGCCUCAGUUUCCGGGUCACUUUCAAUUUUCUGAGCCUCAAGCACAGGUGCUUGCACGGGCACAAUACGCCCAGGCUCAUGCUCAACCGCAGGUUCAGCCUCAUGUUGCCGCUCAUUCCCAAUUCCCAGCUCAAGUGCACUCGCAAAACGCUAGUAAUAGUAACGCUGCAUCCAUCCCUUCCCCUUUGGUUACCACCCCUGGCUCAGGAAGUGUCAAGCGGUCUUCUCAGAAGCCACCUUCAAAAAAUUCUGGUUCAUCUAAUAGUAGUAUGGCUUCUCUGUUUAAAACAACGGAGUUAACCCCGGCUGCUCCUAGAAAAAAGCAGAAGCUUCCGGAGAGACAAAUACCUGAUAAGGUGGCUGCAAUAUUACCGGAGUGUGCUCUAUAUACUCAGUUUCUUGAAUUUGAGGCUAAGGUGGAUGCUGCUUUAUCGAGAAAGAAGGCUGACAUUCAACAGUCUCUUAAAAACCCUUCCUGUAUUCAGAAGACUCUUAGAAUAUAUGUUUUCAACACGUGUUCCGAUCAGGGAACGACCGACCCUGACCAGAAGAGCACUGAGGCUCCAUCAUGGUCACUUAAGAUUAUUGGUAGGAUAUUGGAAGAUGGGAAAGACCCAGUUCUGGCCGGAAAGGUACAGAAAUCAUACCCGAAAUUCUCGUCUUUCUUUAAGAAAAUUACAAUAUACUUGGAUGCAAGUCUCUAUCCAGAUAACCAUGUGAUUUUAUGGGAGAGUGCUCGAUCUCCUGCCCUUCACGAGGGGUUUGAGAUGAAGAGGAAAGGAGACAAGGAAUCUACUGUGAGAAUAAGAAUAGAAAUGAAUUAUUGUCCCGAAAGAUUUAAACUCUCUCCUGUUCUCACAGAACUUUUGGGAAUUGAAGUGGAUACACGUCCAAGAAUCUUGGCUGCGAUCUGGCAUUAUGUGAAAUCUAAGAACCUGCAGAAUUAUGAAGAUAGCUCCACCUUUUCAUGCGACCCACCUCUGCAGAAGGUAUUCGGGGAAGAAAAAAUGAAAUUCAUUAUGGUUUCACAAAAGAUAUCACAGUAUUUAACUCCUCUAUCCCCCAUACAUUUGGAGCAUAGGAUCAAGCUUUCAGGGAACUGUCCUAUCGGAUCCAGUUGUUAUGAUGUCCAGGUUGAUGUGCCUUUACCAUUAGAAAUGGAAAAGUCUGCAUUCUUGGCGGACAUGGAAAAGAACAAAGAAAUUGAUGCUUGCGAUGAAGUGAUUUGUACCGCCAUAAAGAAAAUGCAUGAGCAUUGUCGAAGACGAGCUUUCUUCCUCGGUUUCAGCCAGUCUCCUGCAGAAUUUAUUACUUCUUUAAUUUCUUCCCAAGGCAAGGAUUUGGAGCUUUUUGCUGGAGAAGCUAACCAUAAUGCUGAGAAGGAGCGGCGAUCUGAAUUCUAUAACCAACCAUGGAUUGAAGAUGCUGUAAUCCGGUACCUGAACCGCAAGUCUAUUGGAGGAGACUCUAUUGGAAGUACUUGAGCAGGUUUUUUUGGAAUGAUUGACUGUUUGUAAGAAUCCCAAGGCUUCUAAAGUUAUAUAACUUCUGGCCUGCAUAGUAUUUCUAAUUGGUUCUGGAUGCCACUAAAAAGGAAACUAUCCUGAGGACUUUGGGAGGAAAUUUGGAUCGAAAAUUUCCUCCCAAAGUUAUCCAAAUUCACCACGGAAUUCCAACUCGGUUCGCAUACAUAUUUGCUUCUUUUGUUGUAUUUUUCUAAUGCAAAAUGCUUAGGUGGUCAACCCCUUGCAUUAUUUCUGAAUUCUCCCAAUCAUCUCCGCUCUGGUUUCCAUGCCGUUUGAUUCACCGAACCCUCUAGAAUAUAUCUGUUUUGCUAUUCUGCUUUAGAGUGAUUCUUAUCAUGGAAGGACAGAGGAGGAAGCACACUAGUAAUGUAAGUUGAUUUGUUUUCUUUUAGGUGUAGUUUUAACUUUGAACAGAACCAGUAUUGUAUCCUUUUAGUUUCCUAAUCAAUAUUUCAUUUAACCUGGGAAAGGGACA
Molecule: messenger RNA, 2397 nt
Organism: Hibiscus syriacus
Lineage: Eukaryota; Viridiplantae; Streptophyta; Magnoliopsida; Malvales; Malvaceae
Product: SWI/SNF complex component SNF12 homolog
Exons: 3
Coding region: 276-1880 (534 amino acids)
Biological process (GO): regulation of transcription by RNA polymerase II
Cellular component (GO): SWI/SNF complex; nucleus
Source: RefSeq, a predicted model, not a curated record